GAUUGUAGUUUAGUUUCGUUAUCGGCAAAGGCUGCCAGCAAAUGUAGAAAAGGCCGCAGCGAUCAUUGCUGCUGGCGCUAUGGGCUACUGCCGUUUCUUCUGCAGCAGCUGCUAACUGAAUGCGAGUGUGUCAUGCUGGACGAGUUUGUUGCGCGCAGUUGCAGCGGCCAACCGCGGACGGGCUGCAUAGCGCGCCCCGUGUUUCUCAUGGCAGGUAUUCGGACGAGUCUGAGAACAUGAGAAACUUUUCCCGGACGUGACGGGGGGACCGCUCUUUGACCGUCUUGAAGCCCGCACCAAUCGAAACUGUAUAAUCUGCACUCUGGACCUGUGUGAUUGGGUGGACGACGAUUGCGGAAUUCGUUUUCUUUGACGCCAGUGCCUCUGCAUAUCAAGGGUAACUAGAACAGUGUCUGCCAUGCCUCCAGAAAGCACUCCAGCCAACAAAAUGCUCCGAGAUUUCCAGGUGUACAUCCUGACAUGGAAUGUAGUCUGUCGAGCACCAAUCGCAGACCUCCGCAGUGCCUUGGGCCUAGAGCCUCCCAUAAUUCCAGAGGCAUUGCCAGACAUGUACGCCAUUGGGUUCCAGGAGGUGAGUGCGAGACCUCAGCACCUCCUGUCUCAAGCCUUUUUUGAAGAGCCCUGGAUUCAAGCCAUCAGGAAUGCCCUGCACAAGUACAGUUAUGUCAAGGUGAAGCAUGUGCGCCUACAGGGCCUCAUCUUGACCAUCUUUACCAAGCGCGAGCACCUGAUCCAGUUGCGGGGCAUCCAGUCCACAUACACUAGGACUGGCCUUGGAGGUGUCUGGGGCAACAAAGGCGGAGUGACGAUACGGCUUUGUGUCUACGGUUGCUCCAUUUGUUUUGUCAACAGCCAUCUGGCUGCUCACGAGAGUGAAACAUUCCAACGGAUAAAUGAGUAUAACACAAUAAUUGAGAAGCAAAGGUUUUUUGACACCCAGGCAACAAACAUUUUGACGCACGACUACACGUUUUGGUUCGGGGACCUGAACUUCCGUGUGGAUGACUGCACCCUGGAAGAAAUGAAGGCUUCUAUUGAGAACAACACCUAUGCCCAGAUGCUGCCGAAAGACCAGCUGAACCGCGUGCGCAGCAAAGGUGAAGCCUUCCACGAGUUCUGCGAAAACGACAUUACCUUCGCACCAACCUACAAGUUCCAGAUUGACCGCAUGGGCUACAACUUCAGCCAGCGCAAGCCGGCCUGGACUGACAGGAUUCUCUACCGCUUCACCAAGAACGCCUACGAGAAUGUGACCCUUGAUCUAAAGCAGCACCAGUAUGUCAGCCAUGACCUGUACAUCCAGAGUGACCACAAGCCUGUGUCUGCUUUCUUCACUCUGAAGGUGUUUGCCAAGCCUGAGCAGCCAGUCAUCUACUUUCUUCCUGUGGGUACCUGGAUCAUCAAUCAGGACAGUUUUGCCUGGUACUACACAAGUGCGGACACCGAACUCAAGUCCUGGGAUUGGAUCGGCCUCUACAGGGAAAACUUCAGUAGCCUGGAGGACCACCUAGGCUACGUGUGGGCAUCAACACGUCCCACGGAUGUCUAUCCCACCCACCUGCGAACACGGCGCAGCCGAUCGCACUCUCGAGCCAGCCAGUCGCGACAUGCCUCUGCAGCGCCUGGUGCAGCCUCUGGUGCAGCUCCUGGUGCAGCCACAGGUGCACCCACAGGGGCUGCACCCACAGGUGCAGCCACAAGUGCACCCACAGGGGCUGCACCCGCAGGUGCAGCCGCUGGUGCAGCUACAGGUGCAGCCACAAGUGCAGCCACAAGUGCAGCCACAAGUGCAGCCACAAGUGCAGCCACUGGUGCAGCCACUGGUGCAGCCACUGGUGCAGUCGCUGGUGCAGUCGCUGGUGUAGCUAGUGGUGCAGCUAGUGGUGCAGGCACCAACUCAGCUGCUGGGACCCCAAGUAAGGCCUCACGUCGCACCAACAAGUCGCCGGCUGAGACAGAAAAUGCGGCACGCUCCCAGUCUUGGCCACGCAACUCGGCUGACGAGCCAGGCAAUCCCGAGCCCAAUUCGGAAGGACGGCAGAAUCGGCCGUCACGGUCAUCCUCCACCGUGCCCGCCGCGACUCCGCCCGGCGACAGCUCUGCCGCAGCAGAGCAGGCGAGGCAAGGAAGCAGUGCCACCAGGAAGCGCGGGGAAGCCACGGUCAGCUGGAGGCCUCCGUCGAGCCAGCAGCAGUCCCCACCGCGCGUUUCGCCAAGCGACAGCCUCGUCGAGGGCGGCAGCGUGCAUGCCGACACACCUCCCGAGAUUGGCAAUGCAACGCCGGUGGAAGGAAGAAGCUGCUCGGAGCAGGGUGACGAUGCCAUCGAGGAUCCCGGUCGGCGUUCAUCAGUAGGAGCGUUGGCCACAGCCGGUCGCACGGACAGCACCGCGGGACAGGACGCCGUUCCCAAGCCGCAGAAGCCAUCACCAUCCGAACGCGUCUUCUACAGGGUGCUUUUUGGCGACCAGACGCUGCUGGUGUCGGGCAGGUACCGACUGGUCUAUCUGCGCGGCCAGUCUGAUGUGCUCGGCAUGAGCGAGCCCUUCAAGAUUAAGGCAGCUGUCAGCUGAAGACUUCACAUGGGUGGCUGCCACUCCUAAUGUAAAUAGGAUUAGCAAUAGACUGAUUGCGGUACGAUUAGUGUAUGUUAAUGUUAAUAAUCGUCAAAUAUAAUUCGCGGACAAGACCAUCUCCACUGGUAAUGACUGGCGGAAGAGAACUCCGGUUAGAAUCAUGCAUCUCAUGACAACCUGUGCUUUGCACCGAACUGGUAUAUACUCUGCGACAGCUGUGCUCUUUGAUAAAACUAUGCACGGCUAUCGGCACGCACAGGGAGGUCGCAUAUGCAACACCUUGUUCAUAAAGACUCGCUACUGUCAUGUAGAGGUGUGUUACCCCCUUUCAAUUUUUUUCUAUGGGAACCACUCAGCUUAGACAGAAAGGUUAUAUUUUCGUACACUACAGCUGUCUGCUCCUCAUGUGUUAUUAGCUUAUGCUACUGAUGUCCACAUUCAAUGUUGGAUUUGAGGCCUUCUGUGAACUGUUGUUUGCAUUGACCUACACGCAAAAAAUCUUAAAUUUGAGCCAGUGUAGUGUAGUAUUGUUGAAGCAUCAAACGACCGAAUUUUUUUAUAUAUAAUUUAGUUGUUAGUAGAAGUAUGGUACUUAGUCGUGACCCAGGAGUUCUUGUGAUACCAAUCCCAACAGUUAUUGUGAUAUCGAUCAAGCUCACUCUGCUGUGCCUUGAGCACAGGUUGCAGGCUAGGGAAAGCAAGUGGCAAGAGUUGGGUUUUCGUGGCCAGAAGUACGAAAGAAGCGCAAUGCUUACAUUUACCUGUAGGCUGUUUGUUCAAUGUAUGGAUACUCGAUCUCCCUUUGCAUUUAUUCAUUCCAUGAUGUUGUUUCGGAGGACAUAUGUAUUAACUGCGGUACAAACGGUUAUUUCUUAGUGCGAAGCACGUGCAAUAUUCCUCUUUCGCAAGGUAUUGUUUUUCCUUGUUCAAGAAAAUAAAGCAAGCAAGCGAAAAUGU
Molecule: messenger RNA, 3553 nt
Organism: Dermacentor silvarum
Lineage: Eukaryota; Metazoa; Arthropoda; Arachnida; Ixodida; Ixodidae
Product: inositol polyphosphate 5-phosphatase K-like
Exons: 14
Coding region: 419-2593 (724 amino acids)
Biological process (GO): phosphatidylinositol dephosphorylation
Cellular component (GO): plasma membrane; cytoplasm; ruffle
Molecular function (GO): phosphatidylinositol-4,5-bisphosphate 5-phosphatase activity
Source: RefSeq, a predicted model, not a curated record